AUGUGGUAAGCUAUAUAUGUACAUACAUUGGUAAGGCAUUUGUGUAGUAUAUAAAUGUUAUAUCAUUUUGCACUAACAGGUUUUAUAUACGGACAGUUGCUCAAAAGCAGGUCCCAGAUUUCCAGAAUUACAUGUAUAUCAAGUGUGUAUAUGGGACAGACUAUAUAUAAAAUGAUUCGCAAUAUUAGUUUCUUGAUGACCUCGGACAACUUGAUCAAAACGACGAUUUGUACAUACGAUAUUGACCUUUACGUGCUGCAUUGCUGCUGAAAUGUUUGACCAUGCAAGUUGAACCUUAUGUACAUAUGUAUUUACUUUUUUAAUACAAGAUUCUACAAUACGGAGUACAAAAUUAUACAAUGAUUUACACAAGAAAUUAUUUAUUGACUGUGGGAUAGAAUUAUAUUUUUGUGAGGAAGAAACGAAUAUAUGAAUGCUGAUUUGACAUUCUAAGAGCAUUGUUUAUCUAUCUUAAACCCGAUUCCUCUCACUUUCUUGUCAAUGAAAUUCCAAAGUUGACCAUGGAGUUGAAAAGUAAUCAGAAAAUUGACAAAUUAAUUGAGCUUAGGUCAAAAAUUAGAGGUCACGAAAAACUCUGUCAUUUCUCGGACAUCCUGGACGAUGAAUUUGUAAUUGGUUUUUUGGAAGGGAAAAAGCAUGACAUGCAUGAGACAAUCUUUUGCCUGGAAAAUUACAUUGAGUUGCGAACUGUGAAGUAUAAGAAAUUUAUUCAACCCUUCUUACCAUCCAGAGCAAGUUUGUUGGGAACCGAAUUCGUUAAUGUUCUAUCAAGCAGGGAUCAUCAUGGGAGACAUGUUGCAGUGCUAAAUAUUUCUGCCUGGAAUCCGUUACUUAUAUCUGUACAAGAAGUCAUGGUAACCGGAUUGUUCAUUUUUGAUGAAGCGGUAAGGCGUUAUGUUUCGAUAAGCGAUGAAUUUGUGUUCAUAGCCAACUUUGGUGGCGUGUCAUUCGAGCAAGCAAAAGCAAUCACGCCACAACGUGUCUUCCAAAUACUGGAAUUGUACCUGAAAUGCCUCCCUGGCCGCCCAAAAGCGUUGCAUAUCAUACAUGAAAACUUUAUAAUGAACGGAGCCGUCCGAAUUCUGAAAUAUUUGUUGUACACAAAAUUACGGGAACGGAUUCAUGUCCACUCAAAGAAGCUUGAUUCAUUGCAUGAACACGUGCGUAGGACAAUUUUGCCGACCUCAUUGGGUGGCACACUUACAAACGAGGAAGCCUUCGACAAUGGUCUAAUGGUAAAAAUAAGGGGGAAUGACGGUUUUUAUAAAAGCUUGGAAAAAAAAAGUGAUGAAGUUUCAAGUAUGCGCUAAAAAAUGGAAUUAUAAAUGUAUAAUAAAUCCACCGACGUUCUGUUUAUCGCCAAUUAAUUUUAAUCUAUCUCCAAUAGCUACAUAUACAUACAUAUGUAGAUUAUGUGACACCAAUAUAUCAUCCCGGUGAACUCUGGAUAAACACGUGUCCACUACCAAGAAUUGGUGAAAUCAUGAUCUUCCUCGUCUCUCUUCAUUGGCACAUUUGAUUUAUGUACAUAAAUAUUUAUACCCAUAUACAUUUAUUUGCAUUUAUGUUUACGCGAAUUGUUGAGUUCCUUUUCUUAAGGAUUAAAUUCAAUUUAAAACGCUGAAAAAGUAGAAUAAAAUGCAAGUAACAAAA
This is a messenger RNA of Folsomia candida, 1674 nucleotides long. RefSeq names its product retinaldehyde-binding protein 1-like. Bases 522 to 1331 code for a protein of 269 amino acids. NCBI's taxonomy places the organism in Eukaryota, Metazoa, Arthropoda, Collembola, Entomobryomorpha, Isotomidae. The record is from RefSeq and is a predicted model, not a curated record. Gene Ontology annotation, cellular component: membrane. The transcript has 9 exons. Gene Ontology annotation, molecular function: phosphatidylinositol bisphosphate binding.